Molecule: messenger RNA, 2207 nt
Organism: Styela clava
Lineage: Eukaryota; Metazoa; Chordata; Ascidiacea; Stolidobranchia; Styelidae
Product: oxygen-dependent choline dehydrogenase-like
Cellular component (GO): mitochondrial inner membrane
Molecular function (GO): choline dehydrogenase activity; flavin adenine dinucleotide binding
Source: RefSeq, a predicted model, not a curated record
AUAUCCACCAUAAUUUUGUCUGUGAUGUUCCAGUAUAGGAUAAAGUAGCAAUAGCAUAUCCAGGAUCGUGGUUGCGAUAAUCGAUAUUUUACUGUGGUCACCUUGCGUAAAUUAUUGUAAAAACCAGCAUUCGCGGAGAAAUUUGAGAUACACAAUAAUAAAAUUCUCGCAGGGUACUAUUAUAUUCCAAAGUGUACCCGAGUCGCGUAAUAUUUAUCACUAAUUGUUCAAAAUUAAUCCAAAAGUGGUAAUUAUGAUUAAAUCUAUGCUAAUAGGCUUACUUGCUGUAUACGCUGGAUACAAAAUCAGAACUUCAGUUAUAACGACGAAGAUUGAAGAAGAAUAUGAUUUUAUAAUCGUUGGAGGCGGAACUACAGGAGCAGCAGUUACAUCAAGACUUUCAGAGGAUCCAAAUGUCAAAAUUCUAUUAUUAGAAGCUGGAAAAUCUGAUUUAUCAAUUCCAGCCAUUCGUGUUCCUUCAAUCGAACCAAUUCAGAUGACAACAGCUGAUUGGAACUAUAAAACUGUUCCUCAGAAAUAUGCUGCGCAAGGACAUCUAGGGCAGGUGGACAGGCUUCCCACAGGCAAAAUAUUAGGUGGAACAAGUUCAAUGAAUCAUAUGAUAUAUCAUAGAGGAAGUCCACAUGAUUAUGAUUCAUGGGAGGAUAAUGGAGCAAGAGGAUGGGGGUGGAUCGACGUCAGAAAGUAUUUUAUUAAAGCAGAAGGAUCUGUAGAUGAGAGUUUGUCAAAAAAUUUAGGCAGAUAUGGCCCAAUACCUCUACGCAAAAUACACUUGAGACCUAAGCUCAAUCAAAUAAUAGAAGAAGCAGCAACUGAAAUAGGAAUUUCCAAAACGGAUUAUAUCGACAAACUCGAAGGUUUUUCGGAUGUGGCUGCAACAAUUCGUCAAGGUUUAAGGAUGAAUUCGAUAGAAUCCUAUAUCAGAAGUCAUUUUCCAGAGAGGAAAGAUCGGUUGCAUAUUGCUAUUGGGGCAUACGUGACCAAUGUUCUUUUCGCCGAAAACAAGAGUAUGGACGAAGUUCCUCGGGUAGUAGGAGUAAAAUUCAUCAAAAAUAACAAAGAGAUGAUAGUGAAGGCGCGCAAGGAAGUCAUAAUAUCUGCAGGUGCUUAUGCAACUCCAAAAAUUCUUAUGCUUUCUGGAAUCGGACCAAAGCAGCACUUACUGGAAAAGGGAAUACCAGUGAUUGCAAAUCUUCCCGGAGUUGGUUCAAACUUGCAGGAUCACGUAAGAAUGCUUCAUCUCAUGUAUUCUAAUAAGUUACCUAAAGAAUCUGUCAUCACCAAAAAAGAAAUGCAACAAAGCGUUUCAGAAUAUUUAGCUAACGGUACCGGUGCCCUUACAUCAAACUUCAUCUCAUCCUUCAUGCAUUUUCGAACAAAACUUGCCGGCACUUCGACAAGCUCCAGUAAAAGGAAACGCCCGUUUCCAGAAAUUCAGAUGGCCGUGUUUCCUGCCGAAUCAACAGUACGAGAUUUCACUGGUGGCACUGAAGUUACGGCUUAUAACGCAACUUUAUAUUUACCUGAAAUCCGCGAAGCACUAGCUAUACGAAAUGGAGUUCUUGCAAGUUUUGGCCUAGUUGCGGGAUUGCUUCAUCCUAAAUCUACUGGAACAGUCAGACUAAACACUAGCAACCCUCUUCAGCAUCCUCUUAUUGAUCCGAGAUAUUUAUCCCACGAAGACGACGUAAAGAUUUAUACAGAAGGUCUCAAGGUAAUAGAAAAACUGUUGGAUAGUGAUACAUUCAGACGUUUUGAAAUCAAACAGGUUAUGCAACCGUUUUGCGACACAACUGAAAAUAACCGAUUUCCAAGGAGUUCAGAGUUUUACAAAUGCUGGUUAGAAAAUUCGGCAGUGACCGAAUAUCACCCAUGUUGCACAGCAAAAAUUGGAGCAAAGUCUGACGAGUUGGCUGUGGUCGAUGAAAGACUGAGGGUUUACGGCGUUAAUGGAUUAAGAGUAGCAGAUGCUUCGGUGAUGCCUCAUCUAACUUCUGGGAACACACAAGCACCUUGCUAUAUGAUUGCUGAGAAAGCUUCAGACAUGAUAAAAGAAGAUUGGUCUAUGAAACUACCAAGGCAUUAGCGACAAAUGUAUCAAUUAGACAUGUGAAUUAUCGGUUGUUACUACGCGUUUCCCAAAGCAGUUUUAGCGUCAUCUUGUAAAUAUAUGGAAAAUUUGACAA